Molecule: messenger RNA, 1884 nt
Organism: Coccinella septempunctata (seven-spotted ladybird)
Lineage: Eukaryota; Metazoa; Arthropoda; Insecta; Coleoptera; Coccinellidae
Product: dehydrogenase/reductase SDR family member 7
Exons: 7
Coding region: 218-1222 (334 amino acids)
Source: RefSeq, a predicted model, not a curated record
UUCACAUGAUUCACAUAUGUGAUACCUAUGUGAUGUCUUUCAUGUGUGUGUAUGAUGACCUUUAGCUUGCCAUGUAAACAAACUGAAAGUUGAUUGUUGAUUAAUUAAAAUAAUAUCCACGUAACUUCAGAACAGUGUGUUAUUAAAAAUUGAUCUUUGAGCCCCGGUACUUAAUCUUAGCAUUACCGUGUCCAUUUCUUCUUGUAGGAACACAAAAAUGUUCGACUUCUUAAUUUAUCUAUUUAUUAUUUAUGUAGUGGUUUAUUUAGUUGUAUUUUUGAUAUUUGAUUGUGACCUAGAAACAGGAUUUUAUGAUAAAUUUGGAAAGCCCAUAGGUCAUCUCAGAGGCAAAGUUGUGUUCAUUACUGGUGCUUCUAGUGGUAUUGGAGAACACACUGCUAUAGCAUUAGCCAAAAAUGGUGUUAAACUAGUUUUAACAGCUAGACGAAGAGAAGAACUCGAAAGGGUGAAAAGAGCUUGUAUAGAAGCUUCAAAAACCUUGCUCUCUCAGAACGAUGUCCUCGUUAUACCUAUGGAUGUUACCGAUUUCUCCUCACACAAGAAAAAUUGGGACUACGCAGUCAGACAUUUCGGUAAAGUGGAUAUUCUUUUUAACAAUGCCGGAAGGUCUCAGAGGGCCGUCUUUGAAACAAUUGAUAUGGGUGUAGAUCGACAAAUGUUUGAAUUGAAUACAUUUUCGGUUGUUAACCUAACUAGAGUAGCUGUCAACUAUUUCAAUACCGUUGGUGGAGGACACAUUGCUGUAGUUUCAAGCAUUGCUGGUAUUGUGGGUGUUCCUUAUUCCGCAACUUAUGAUGGAACCAAACAUGCAAUUCAUGGUUACAUGAAUGCUUUGAGAUCGGAGAAGACUGGUAGAGGCCUUUCGGUUUCGAUUAUUUGUCCGGGGCCUGUUUCUACGAACUUUUUGUCUGAAAGCUUCACUAAUACUAUUGGUCAGAAAUAUGGCAAAAGUGUUCAACCAACAGAUAGGAGGAUGACAGGUGAGAGAUGUGGACAUCUUUGUGCAAUGGUUUUAGCCAAUAAAAUAAGGGAAUCUUGGGUCGCCUUAUCACCCGUGAUACUCUUCACCUAUUUUGCAGUCUACUUUCCUGUUUCAUUCAAUUUCCUAAUUAAAACUAUUGGACCUGAACGAUUAUUCAAAUUAAGGGACUCUCAAGAACUUACCUUACAAGAGGCCUAUACUAAAUCGAGAAAGGAGUAAAGGUGAAGGGUACUUCAAAUUUAACUUUUGGUGGUUUUUCUCUUAUUUUGCUUCGAAUUUUCAAGCUCAAGUUUUUCUGUCUCCUUUGGUUAAUCUCAAUCUAUCAUACUUUCACCUUUUUUUAUAGCAUGUAUUUUUUCUUUUUUGCCAGACAUCUGUAGUAUUAUUUUCAAACUAAGUGGUGGAAGUUUCUAUUCAACUCAUUCUUAGUAUUUCAUCAUAAUCAUUACAGUGAGCAAUUAAGUACUGAAUAAGCAUUCAUUUUGAUUGUUUUUUCAUCUGAAUCCAAAUGCAACAUGAGUAUAAGCAUAAAGCAUUCCUUGUGUAUUCGGAUUUUAAUAUAAUAUCAAAAAAUAACUUCUUAUUCAGAAGAAUGAGGUUGAUUAAAUUUCAAUCCAUUUUUAACUACUAACCCAAGAACCAUCUCAGUAUAAUCAAAAUGUACUCAUUCACCUUGAUAUUUCUAGACGCGAGACAACCAAACAUUUGACAAAAUACAAACUGUGACAAGUAUGGUGACUUACUUGAAGAAACACGAACGAUAACUUCUUUUGCACUUAUGACCUAUCAUCUUACUAAGACAUUUUUUUGAAGAUUUUACUGUUAUCUGUUUAAUGUUUUAUAUUUAUAUACUCUAUGAAAUAUAUAAAUUUGAAAUUUUU